AUGCUUCUCAACCCCCGAACUCUGGCUCUGGCCGCGCUUUUCUCCACACUGGUCACUGGUCGGCCUUUUGACUCACCAAAACCACUCGACAUUGGUCGACGCGACAAGAGCUAUUCGGUUGUCAAUGUUGGUGGAGAUUCAUCAACUCCAGUGCCUGCGACAGCCACUUCGGUGAUUGAGACGACAAAGACUGUCGAAGUCGUCGGUCCGGGAGCAACAGUCACUCAGGAAGUUACUGCAACUGUCAUCAAGCCUCAGCCGGCGCCAGCACCGACAACCAGCUGCAGCUCGAGCAGCGCAUCGAAGUCUUCGUCUUCGUCAACACCCGCUCCGACAACGACGUCGACGUCGACUCCGGGAGGAUCUUCAUCAAUUCCCAAUCCGUCGGUACCUUCAUCAACAUCCAUCGCAACAUCAACCAUCUCAAGCUCGUUCUCUAGUAGCAUCUCGACACCAAUCGAGACGCCGAAGCCAAUAUUCGUUACCGUCACAAUAUCGAAGGACGAUGGUCCUACCGAGUACUAUGACGAUGGCAUGUGGCACACCUACUACCGCAUCAAAACGUUCGAGGCUGCCGCAGUGGUCACGGCGGCCCCGUAG
Molecule: messenger RNA, 600 nt
Organism: Alternaria arborescens
Lineage: Eukaryota; Fungi; Ascomycota; Dothideomycetes; Pleosporales; Pleosporaceae
Exons: 1
Coding region: 1-600 (199 amino acids)
Source: RefSeq, a predicted model, not a curated record